GGGGGGGAGGAGAUACUUGGGUCAGAGAAUAUUUAAUUAAGAGCCGCAGUUGUGUAAGGAAAUAGGAAUGAACAGCCCCAAGCUAAGUUUAGGGAAGCACAAAAUAAAACAGACCUAAUAGGAAAGCACAUCAGUAGAGUUGCAGGGUUGAGAGGGUUUGUAGAGUCAAGCCGGGGGAGGAAUCUGUAUCCAGACGAUAAGAUCAAGGUGACUGAAGGAAAAGUGGGUGCAUUGGAAAGGUAAGACAGGAACAGACAGUGAGAAUAUUUGGGGUUAUGGCUUUCUGGCUUCAGUGGCAUUGAACAGGAAGGAGACUACACAGGCACCCCAGCAUCCUCAGGAGGAAUAGAGAGUGGAGGAUCUGUUCUCUUGGUUCUGCUACCCAGCACCCCAAACAGGUUCUUGCCUCUUCUCAUAGGCAUGGAUUUGGUAGCUGGUGCUUACAGUAAAACUCUUCACUGCAACCUGCAGCCAGGCCAUUCCCGUGCUGCCUGCAGUACAUUCGUGGAGUGACAGUUUUUCUAGCCAGCCUUUUAGUUAGAGACGUUGAGGACCAGAGAUGGGGAGGGAGGAUCCAGAGCCAAAGGAACGGAGGCUUCGACAACCAUCACAGAAAAGUUGUUGGCUGUCCUGGAAUAAGAAUCUCGCCUCGUUUGCAGGAGUGGUCUUCCCCAGGAAACCGAAACCCUGGAAGUGGAGCCUGACAAGCAAGAGGAGUUCUCAGCUCACAAAGAUAAUUUUGAGACCGGCAGUCCCGAGCGCAGGCUGGGCUGCCAGGGAACCCAGGAGCUGGACGACUCGUCCCAGUGGCUGGCUGACCAGAAUGAGGCCGGUUCCCAGCAUGCACUGGAGCAGGACACAAGCACUACGACCACAGGCGAAGCUAUUGGGACGAGAGGCAAAGAGCAAGAGAGAACUAAAAUGCAGAACAGUCCUACUGAACAGCACCAUGCGCUGCACACACAGGUAGAGUUGGAGAUUGCACCAGACAGAAUGACGGGCAGCAACCCAGUGUCACCAGCCUCAUCGGGCUCACCUGCCUCCAGUGGCAGCAUCUCACCACCACAUCUCACCCACGACUCCUCUCUGGACAGCCACCUGGGCUUGGAUGGUCCCAAGGCACAGAACAGAACCCUGGCAUCACCCAGCAUGUACGCCUCCCCUGACCCGGCAAGCAUGUGGGACAAGACGCAUGCUGAGAUCGCCGAGCAGGCCAAGCACGAGGCAGAGAUUGAGAACCGUAUUGCCGAAAUGAAAAAGGAGGGUUUCUGGUCCCUGAAGAGGCUGUCUAAGGUGCCCGAGCCUGCUCGUCCCAAAGUGCACUGGGACUAUCUCUGUGAGGAGAUGCAGUGGCUGUCUGCUGACUUUGCCCAAGAGCGCCGCUGGAAGAGAGGAGUCGCAAGGAAGGUUGUGCGUAUGGUGAUUAGGCAUCAUGAAGAACAGAAGCAGAAAGAGGAGCGCGCCAAACGAGAGGAACAGGCCAAGUUGCGCCGCAUUGCCUCCUCGAUUGCCAAAGAGGUCAAGCAGUUCUGGAGCAAUGUAGAGAAGGUUGUCCAGUUCAAACAGCAGUCACGGCUGGAGGAGAAGCGGAAAAAAGCUCUGGACCUGCAGCUGGACUUCAUAGUCGGCCAGACAGAGAAGUACUCGGACCUGCUGACCCAAAGCCUCAAUGAAACCCUUCCGGUUACCAGCAAGACCAGCAGCUCCCACGCCGGCUCUACUGCCUCUAGCCCACCACCUCCAAGUCAACUUAUUGAGGAUGAAGACGGUGAUUUCCAGCCCCACGAGGAGUCAGAUGAUGAGGAGACGAUUGAGGUGGAGGAGCAGCAGGAAGGGAACGACUCCGAGACUCGGCAACGGGAGAUCGAACUGCUGAAGCAAGAGGGCGAACUGCCUCUGGAGCAACUGCUGCAAUCACUGCCUCCCCAGAUCCUGGAGAAUUCUUUCAGCGUGCCGCCUUGUGCCUCCAGCUCUGACAAUGAGGAAGAAGAGGAGGACAGUGAAGAGGAAGAAGAGCAAGAAGAAAAACACAUCUCCAAGAACCUAAAGGAAAAACCAAAGCCUGUUGCGCAAAGGACUAAAAAGCCUUGGAAACCCGAUGAGGAGUUCACUGCCAACGAAGAGGAAGCUGAAGAUGAAGAAGAGACGAUAGAUGCAGAAGAAAAGCUGGAAGGCAGCGUGGAUCACAGCAAAGAGCUGGAUGACCUGGCCCAGGAAGGUGAGCUGCCCAUGGAAGAGUUGUUGCAGAAAUAUGCUGGUGCCUACGCCUCAGACUUUGAAAUGGAGUCAGACGCAUCUUCCGAGGCUUCGGAGCCCAGCACCUCUGAGUAUGAAGUGGAAUCCGAAGAGGAGGACAGCAGUUGCCAAUCAGAUUCCACCGAAGAGGGAGGGAGCGAGCAGGAUGAAAGCGAAGAGGAGGUUGCCCUUGAGGGAGAAGCUUCGGUUAGUCAGGAGGAGGACUUUGGUGUUGAGUACCUGCUGAAGCAGGACGAGGACCGUGGAGGCGAGGGAGACAACGAUUUGACCCAAGCUCCAGGGCCCAAGAAGGAAAUUACUGAUAUUGCUGCCGCAGCAGAGAGCCUGCAGCCCAAAGGCUACACCCUGGCUACUACCCAGGUGAAAACGCCCAUUCCUUAUCUGCUACGAGGGACACUGCGAGAGUAUCAGCACAUUGGUCUGGACUGGUUGGUUACUAUGUACGAGAAGAAGCUCAAUGGUAUUUUGGCGGACGAGAUGGGACUUGGCAAAACCAUCCAGACCAUCUCCCUGCUGGCGCAUCUGGCCUGUGAAAAGGGUAGCUGGGGACCCCACCUGAUCAUUGUUCCCACUAGUGUCAUGCUGAAUUGGGAGAUGGAGAUCAAGCGCUGGUGCCCCAGUUUCAAGAUCCUCACUUACUAUGGGGCACAGAAGGAGCGUAAGCUGAAGCGGCAGGGCUGGACCAAACCCAACGCCUUCCACAUCUGCAUCACCUCGUACAAGCUGGUGCUGCAGGAUCACCAGGCCUUUCGGCGCAAGAAUUGGAAAUAUCUGAUCCUGGACGAAGCUCAAAAUAUCAAGAACUUCAAAUCUCAGCGCUGGCAGUCAUUGCUGAACUUCAACAGCCAAAGGCGGCUGCUGCUGACUGGAACACCUCUCCAGAACAGUUUGAUGGAGCUGUGGUCCCUCAUGCAUUUCCUGAUGCCCCACGUUUUCCAGUCGCACCGUGAAUUCAAGGAGUGGUUCUCCAAUCCUCUGACGGGGAUGAUCGAAGGCAGUCAGGAAUACAAUGAGAAUCUAGUCAAGAGGCUGCACAAGGUGUUGCGACCUUUCCUCUUAAGGAGGGUGAAAGUUGACGUCGAGAAGCAAAUGCCAAAGAAAUACGAGCAUGUCAUCAAGUGCCGGCUUUCCAAGCGCCAGCGUUAUCUUUACGAUGAUUUCAUGGCCCAGGCUACCACCAAGGAGACCUUGGCAACAGGGCACUUCAUGAGCGUCAUCAACAUCUUGAUGCAGCUUCGCAAAGUCUGCAACCACCCCAACCUCUUCGACCCCCGGCCCAUCCACUCGCCGUUUAUCACGGAGGGGGUCUGCUUCAACACGGCCUCUCUUGUCCUUCAUGCCCUCGAUAAUGACCCUUUCAAGCACGUGGACAUGGGGAUUUUUGACUUGAUCAAUCUGGAGGACCGUGUUUCCCGUUACGAGACCGACACAUUCCUGCCCAAGUGGAAGGUGACGAGGAAACUGAUUGAGGAGAUUGCCGAGUCCCCCGAUCCUCCUCCCAGGCCGAAACCGGUCAAAAUGAAAGUGAACAGGAUGCUGCAGCCGAUGCCCAAGCCAGAGAAUCGUACUGUGGUGCUGGUCAAUAGCCCUCGUCCAGCAGCCCCCCUGCAGAGACCCGUAACGCCUCUCCUUCCAGAGACACUGGCCCCUGCUCUGGCUCCACUCCAUCAUCCAGGCCUGGUCUUGCCAGGGUCUGUGCAGCCCCCCGCAGUUCCUGUCUCAGUGUCUCUCCCCGUGCCACCUUCUCCAGUCACCAUGUCCAUAUCAGUGCCUCCUCCUGCCAGACCACAGACCCCAACUCUAGUGCCUCCUCUGAGCCAGAACAGCACAGCUGCCACCCUGCUCCACACCCAGACAUCUGCUCCACAAGUCCUUCCCAUGACCAUGACUGCUGCUCAGCUGAUCCCGAAUGCUUCUCGGCCUACUUUACCACCUCCUCCCAUUUCUCCCACUGCAAUGAGCACCUCCUCACUUAAGCUUGGCAUAGGUCCAGCUCCUGUGGGGCAGCUGCAGGCGCCCAACACACUGGCCAUGACUACCAUGGGGCAGCUGCAGGGCAUAUCUGCAAUAGGGCAGCCACAGGUCCCGAGCACCCUGGCGAUGUCCGCUGUGGGGCAGCCACAAGGCAUGUCAGUGGUGGGGCAGCUACAGGCACCGAGCACCCUGGCCAUGUCUGCCGUGGGGCAGCUACAGGCUCCCAACACCCUGGCCACCGUGGGGCAGCCACAGGGCAUGUCUGUUGUGGGGCAACCCCAGGCCCCCAGCACCCUGGCUGUGUCUGUCAUGGGGCAGCCACAUGCUUCCAGUACCCAGGCCAUGUCCGCUGUGGGGCAGCCACAGGCUGUUUCUGCUCUAGGGCAGCUGCAAGCUCCAAACACCCUGGCCAUAUCUGCCAUGGGGCAGCCGCAGACCCCCAGCACCCUGGCCAUGUCUGUCUUGGGGCAGCCACAGGCCAUAUCCGCUGUGGGGCAGUCACAGGCCCCAAACACUCUGGCUGUGUCCGCUGUGGGGCAGCCACCGGCCCCCAGCACUCUACCUUUGUCUGUUCUGGGACAGCCGCAGGCCCUGAACACCUUGGCUGUAUCCACUGUGGGGCAGCCGCAGACCCUGAACACCCUGGCCGUGUCUGCCGUAGGGCACCCGCAGGCACCCAGCACUCUGCCUGUUUCUGUUGCGGGACAGCCCCCCAACACUCUGGCUGUGUCCACUGUGGGACAGUCGCAGGCCCCCAACACCCUAGCCAUGUCUGCCGUGGGGCAGCAGCCACAGGCCCCCAACACCCUGACAGUGUCUGCUAUGGGGCAGUCACAAGCCCCCAAUACCCUGGCCAUAUCUGCUGUGGGGCAGCCGCAGGCCACCAGCACCCUGGCCGUGUCUGGCGCAGGGCAGCCACAGGCCCCCAACACACUUGGCCCAGCCCCUCCAGCACAGCAGUCCGCCGGCCCCCUGGGCUCAGGCCCCAUUGGAGGGAUGCUGAAGCCGAUGAACAUCCAUUCUGCCGCUGUCCCCGCCUUGCCUGGCUACAAUUUUGCGGCUUCCGGAGCUCUGCAGCAGCGGCUCCUGCUGUCUCCAGAUAUGCAGGCUCGGCUGCCCUGCGAAGUUGUCAGCAUUGGGCAGCUGGCAUCCCUGGCCAAUCGGCCCCUCCAGAGCACUGCAGGCAGCAAACCCCUCACCUUCCAAAUCCAAGGCAACAAGCUGACCUUGACGGGGACCCAGGUGCGCCAGGUCACUAUGCCUCAGCCAGCCCGACAGCUGCCAAGGAAUGUAGUUCACCUGGUGUCUGCUGGGGGGCAGCAUCACAUCAUCAGCCAGCCAGCACAGGUGGCCUUGAUCCAGGCCAUGGCCCAGCAGGCAGGACAGUCCCCUGUUGGGGUGCAGGCUGUGCCGGGCCACCACCCGCCCACCAUUCUGCCUGUCCCAGCUACCAGCACAGCCGCUGCAGCCGUUGCUUCUACGGCAACCAUCAGCGUCCCCAUUGCUGCCACCCAAGUUCCCUCCUCGGCAGUGAACAGCUCUGGUGUGGUGAAGAUAGUAGUGCGGCAGGCCCCUCGGGAUGGACUGGUGUCCCCGUCUCCUGGCCCUCAGCAGCCACCAUUGCGCCCUGCUACACCAACAACUGCCACUGCUUUGCCCGGCCUCCCGGCGUCUCUGAUGGCCCAGCGAACCCCACUCCCCAUGAAUCCUUUGCCACCAGUCAGGAUUCCCACUCAGCCGCAGAUGCCGGUGCGCCCAUCCGGCCCAGCUCCCCUGCAAGCCCUUGUGAGGCCCACGCUACGAAUGGUGCAGGGGCCCAAUCCCAGCAUGGAGCAACAGCUGGUGUCAGCUUCCCUGCCUUCCUCAGUGGCUCCGUUCACGCUCUCUCCGGCUGCCACUGUGACUGUCAGCACCUCCCCUGCAAUGAUUCCCCAGACCACCUCAAGCCCAGGGCCCAGGGAGGAACCAGAGAUACUAAUGCUCCGCUCCACAACCCCUACACCACCUCCCCCUUCGAUCCUUGCUCCGCGGCCAAGACGGCAGCCACCUCCCCCGCCUCGGUCACCCUUCUAUCUGGAAUCACUUGAAGAGAAGCGGAAGAAGCAGAAGGAGGAGCGCCUGGACCGGCUUUUCCGCCUCAACGAGCAGCACUGCAAUCUGGCGCCCAUCUACGGGACGGAGGUGCUGCGCUUCUGCACCCUCUUCCCCCCUGCCGCUGCCGCAUGGAGGAACGGGGAGGAAACCGAAGAGCAAGCAGCGGCUGCAGAGGAUGUAGAACCGCGGGGCUGGAGAGGAACCAGCUACACCCACUGCUACGCAGCUCAAGUGCAAAGGGAUCCGCAGAACCUUGCAUCCCACUGGCAGCGCUCAGAGACUUUGGCCCAGGCAAUCCUGACACCCCAGCAACGCAUCAAGCAGCUGACAAACAUUAUCGAGAGGUUCAUUUUCGCUAUGCCUCCUGUGGAGGCUCCUGCCAUCACCAUGCAUACCUCUCACCCGCCCCCGUCGCUCCUGCUCCAGCAGGCUGUCUUCAAGGAGACACUGCGCCAAGAGCUGUCAUCCCGUGCCAGUUGCCUGCAUCGCAUUGUCUGCAACAUGAGGACUCAGUUCCCAGACCUCCGCCUCAUCCAAUACGACUGUGGGAAACUGCAGACGUUGGAUGUUUUGCUGCGGCAGCUUAAGGCCGGAGCCCAUCGAGUCCUCAUCUUCACCCAGAUGACCCGUAUGUUGGAUGUGCUGGAGCAAUUCCUUAAUUACCACGGGCAUAUCUACCUGCGGCUGGAUGGGAGCACUCGUGUGGAGCAGCGGCAGGCACUGAUGGAGCGUUUCAAUGCAGACAAGCGCAUUUUCUGCUUCAUCCUGUCAACGCGCAGCGGAGGCGUCGGGGUGAACCUGACAGGUGCAGACACCGUGGUGUUCUACGAUAGCGACUGGAACCCCACCAUGGAUGCCCAAGCCCAAGAUCGCUGCCACCGGAUUGGGCAGACACGGGACGUUCACAUCUACAGAUUGAUUAGUGAAAGGACAGUGGAGGAAAAUAUCCUGAAGAAGGCUAAUCAGAAGAGGAUGCUGGGUGAUAUGGCCAUUGAGGGGGGUAACUUCACCACAGCCUAUUUCAAACAGCAAACCAUCCGCGAUCUGUUUGACAUGCCACUGGACGAACCAGGCAAGAAAGAGGGAGAGGCUCCGCUUCCAGCACAGGAAGAAGAGGAGGAUCCUAUGGCCACCAAACAGGCUCAAAUUCUGGAGCAGGCUCUGUGCAGAGCAGAAGACCCCGAGGAUAUCCGCGCAGCCACCCAAGCCAAGGCGGAGCAAGUGGCCGAGCUGGCCGAGUUCAAUGAGAACAUCCCUUUGGAUGCAGACGACAGACCCAGCAGGGAAGAGGAGGAGGAAAUGUCUAGGGCGGAGCAGGAAAUUGCUUCGCUGGUAGAACAGCUCACUCCCAUUGAGCGCUACGCCAUGAACUUCCUGGAGGCAUCUCUGGAGGACAUCAGUCGGGAGGAAUUGAAGCAGGCAGAGGAACAGGUAGAAGCGGCUCGGAAAGACAUCGACCAGGCUAAAGACGAGGUGGUCUUCAAACUGCCAGAAGAUGAAGAUGAGUGCUUGCUUACUGAGGAAGCCUCCAGUAAGAGGAGCAAGAAGGCCAGGGGUUCCAGCCGCACAGCCUCAGAAAGGACAGGCACCCGCAUGAGCGAAAGGCUGCGCAGCACGCGCCAAACGUUGCGAGACGGGGAUGGGGGAGAUGCAGAGUCCCCCCAAGCGAGGCUGCCCCAUCUCCGACAUUCCAGGGCGACGGCGGAAGAGGAGGACGACGGCCUGCCUCAGGUUGCCCAGCACACACGAGGGGCUGCCAUCCGAAGGGAACUGGUGCGGGAUGACAUGCCAGCACACCCUGCCCCGCACGCUCGGAGGACUGCAGUUCGCCGAGAGGAGCUGUGGACUAAGCUGCCAGCUGGCGGAGAGAGGCUGCCGAAAUUGGCCCAGCACAGAACUGAGGCGUUGGCUUCUAGUGAUAGGAUUUUGAGAACUAAUCUCCACAGGACAGACACCCAACCUGCUGGGGAGAAGUUACUACGAGUUACUCCCCCCAAACCAGAUCUGGGCGCUGCUGGCGAUAGGUUACUUAGAGGCACGCAUCCUGUGGGGGACAGGCCACCCCGAAGUGCCUCCCAGAGAACAGACACUGGUGUGGAUAAAGUUCUGAGGGCAGGCCAGCAGAAACCUGAGAAACCCCUCGGGCUGGAUAAACUCCAAAGCAGCCCGCCCAGGCCAGAGGCCCCAACAUUUGAGGCUCAGGUCCCCCAGAUCCACCCGCAAGGACUUGACAGAGAUGCCAUCAAAGUGAAAGUGGAUUUAAGAGAGCAGAAAGGGGAAGUGUUCCAUCACCGUCCCUCAUCCCCCGGCUUGCCAGCCUCCAAAGAUGGACGGACCAUUGAGGCAUCGGCAUGUCCUGGCCCGCUGGCUCAUGAGAAGCCACUGAAUAUACAGACGCCACCUGACACAGAGAAGGCCCCACUGAAGAUUUUAGAGACGUCACCAGACCUGGCUGCUCCUGUUGCCACUGUGAAACUACCGUAUGAGAGCAGACCAGAGGAUGCGCGAGAAGUAGGCCUUGCUGCAGGGGUUCAAAAGGAAUGCUUGUCCCAGCCAGAAGAAAAGACAGAUAAGAGCCCAACGGCAGAGCGACAAGAUCCGUUGAACUCUGUGAAUGAUGUACCCGCACAGGAAGCUCAGGAAAGAGCUUCUUUGGGCAGUGUCGACAGGACAGGGUCUGAGAAAGCUGUCUGUCAAAGCUCAGAGGACACCCCUCUGGAAAACACGGACAGAGUAGUGCCGGAAUCCAUUAGCGAAGCCAUGAAGGUUGAGGGACCUGUGCAGACGUCCCCAGACCGCUCGGCAGCUGCUGCUGGUUGUCUCCCUCAACUGGAAACUCCGCCUUGUGUCAAAGAACAAAACGGUUUGGAGCAGCCUCCCAGAAUUGGCGGCUUGCCUUGUCCCGUUCCUAGCUUCCCGAAUGAACCCAAGCCAAAAAUGUCACCUGCAGAGACUGCGCCGCCAACACCAGAGCCAGCUAUCGGCGAAGCCGGCAGCCUCAAGGAAUCGCUCAAGCAGGGACCAGGGGCGGGAGGGAAGCCGCUGCCUGCAGAGGAGCUGCGCAACAAAGAAACAGAGGUUCCUGCUAGAUGCCCAGAGACUGACUCUGUACAAGAGAGCCCGUUAGCUGUUGCGGUGAUCUCCCCAGGAGCUGUGUCUUCAGAUGAGAAUCCCUCACCGGCCAGAGCGCCCCGCCGCCGAACCAGCGCAGAUGUCCUCAUUCUGCGGAGCUGUCAGGACCAAGAUGGCCCCGCUGCUAAAGUCUUGCGGAAGUUGCCAGGGCGUUUGGUCACUGUGGUGGAAGAGAAAGAGCUGAUUCGGCGGCGGCGGCGGAACCGUGUGCGCAGGCUGGAGGCUGCCACCAGCGCCGUGUUGAGUCCCAGCAACAGCUCAGAGCCAGAGGCCUCCUCCUCGAGCAAACCGUUGCCGUUGCUCCGGGACUUGCCUGCCCGUCGGAGGAUUGAGCUGGAGAGCCGGGCAGCGGCCAAGGAGAAAGAUGGUUGUCCGAGAGAAGAGCUGCUGGUUCAUGCUUCCCCUGAGCCUGUCAAACGCAAACGAGGACGUCCCCCCAAGAAUAAGACCCCUGAGCAGCAGAGUUCAGGGUUGCCACGGCCCUGCCUUGAGCCAGCCCUAGAAAUCAACCCCCAAAGCAAAGCACUGGAGAAGAAGAUGCCAGAAAUUCAGCCCCCGAAGAAGGCGCCAGAGAAAAACACGCCCAGGACAGCCUCUGCCAAGAGCAAGGGUCACAGUAGCAAGAAUGACUCUCCUGUAGAAAAGCGCAGGCGUGGCCGGCCCCCUAAAAUACGGGAACCCCCCAUCGUACCUCCCAGAUCUCCUGCCGUGCUACCAGCCACACUUGCAAACCCUCUGAUUGCCGAGCUAUCCCCUAAGGUGCCAGAGCAGCUGAACACACCCAUUGGGCCUGCCCCCCUGACAGAGGCAACAUCUGGGGUUCACGAACCAGUAGACAUUCAUCCCAAAUCAACUUCCAUCUCAAAAACCUCCCCUAAGGGACGGAACCGUAAGACCCCGCAUCCCAAACCUGCAUCAAAACCUGUUUCUAAGGCACAAGAUUUGGCCAAGCCUCCCAAACAGCUUUCCAAGUCGUCUGCAGAAGAGCGGGAACCACUUGCUAGCGCGCCUGCGACACAGCCUGUCCCCGAGAGGCAACAGCUGCCUUCUCCACCGUGCCCCCUCCCUCAGACUGCUCUUGCUCCCCCGUCAGCGGAAGCUCCACCCAAACGGAAAAGGGGUCGCCCCCCCAAGAACUCGGUUUCUCCUUGCGUGGAGGCGACACGGCCUCCACCCUCCACCUCUGACCAGGAGACCUCCAUAGAGAACAAGGCCCCGGCUCCUCCGGUUCGCAAGAGGCGGAGGCGAAGGAGAAAGGACGAACUGGGCCCGGCAUUGGCGAGUGUCAACCAGAGCUCGUCGGAGGGUGAGGACGCUCGGCCGCUGACCAGACUGGCUGUGCUCAAGCGAGAAGAGAAGCCAGAGCCGAGCAGCGAGGGUUCAGCUCAGCCUGCCUCCAAGCGCGCCGGAGCUGAGGGCGCUUCGUCGGCAGAGAGCAGCACCGGGGAGCAGCCUUCUAGCGACGCCCCCUCUCGCUCCACACGUCUCCGGCCCGGCUGUCUUGUCCCACCUCUGGUACGGGAGACCCAGCGACGGAAACGGCGCUGCUCCCUGGGGGGCAGCCAGGCGAGCAACAGCAGCAAGUCGCCCGUCCCCCAGGCGGCCUCCGAGCAAGAGGGUGGAGAGUCGGAGUCCUCCCUGCAGUCGUCUUCGGAAUCGAGUGGUAACAAGCGUAUCCAACACCCGAAGCGCCAGUGCUAUGAAUCUGCAGGGGUGCGUGGCAGGGGGAGGGGCCAGCGGUACAAGAGGGGGUUGGCGGACCGCAUUCUCCGCAGCGCGGCCAAGCCCCCCGAGAGUACCCACUCGGCCUCAUCCCCCGUCCCCAUGCGGAAAGCAGGCCCGGCUUCCACUCCCACCUCAGUGGGAGCAGUCUCCGGGACGCCCUCCGCUGUCACCUCCUCAGCCGCUCCGCUUACCUCCUCGCUAAGUAACAGAGGCCGCAAGCCCAAGACGUGACCACAACGCAGGAAGUUAUGAUUUAACUUCUCUGUGGGGGUGGCUCAGUGGCCGUUCCUUCCCCUGCACAUCUCCGAAGCAGGCUCCACCUCUGCCCUCCCCUUGCUCUUAUCCCCUCCCCUUACACUGGGGCAGCAGGUGGGGUCCAGAUCUACCCACGCAGCUCCCUGCAUUCCAGACUUGACUGUUAGAGUACUACUUGAACGGAGGACAGCGAGCACACUUAGUUCCCUGAUGCUCUUUGCGUGGGGCAAGGGACGUUCCUACUGAAGUAUCUAGCCACUCGGGUAUGUAGCUCAGCUGUUCUGUCACCAUGGGAAGUAGCCUGGCCAGCACUUUCUCAAUGAAUUCUGCUACUUUCCUGCUUUUGGGAUGGGGGGGCAGCUCUUAGUGUUACACUAUUAGGCUCUCACUCCAUCCCUGAAUGCACCAACAAUUCAGUACCACUCGGGCUUUCUUGACACCUACGUCCCUUGUCAGCUUUGGGGAUGAUGUGUCUGCCCUGUCCUGGUCCCGCCCCCCCGAUUCUCCGCCCCCAAAGUGAUACAGGGGAUGCCUCCUGAUUUAUAACACAACUAGCUCUUACUUUUUUAAUGGCUUUGGGUUGGUUUUUAAAUGACAGUGACCAAAUGUCCGCUCUCUCCCCCCUCUGGAUUGUUCCGCCUGCUUAUUCCGUUGUUAGAUUGGAGCCCUCCGUGAGUCGGAGUCCUCAAAAUGAGGUGCGAGGCUGCCCCACAGGGAACGUGGUGCCUCCGUUGUUUGCCCCACCACACACACACACUCAUUCACACCUACCAGGAGAAAACUGUCUUAUUUUUAAUGAUGUAAAUUGCCGUUUCACUUCUCCAAGGACUCUGUGGGUAUCUCGGUUUGCUCAGCUCUCUCUCUCUCCUUCCCUCUGUGUACAGCUCUCAUUGUAAAAUAGGUUCUUUUGAACAUAAUCUAUGCAAAGGUUAUUUUGUAUAGGGGAGCACAACGUUCCCUCCCCCACCACAGUGGGAUGAAGGGGUGGCAGUGGUUCUUUGGUUCUGGGGAGGGGGAUGCCGUUGGGGUGGAGGGGGAGGUGUUCCCAUGGAGCUGUCUUUCCUACUGAAGCAUGUUCAGAACUUGUACAGAAGACCGAUGUAAUCUUUCUUCAGAAUAAUGCUAUGAAUAAAGUGUUAAAAAAAAGGAAAACCAACAGCACACCAAA
Molecule: messenger RNA, 12604 nt
Organism: Sphaerodactylus townsendi
Lineage: Eukaryota; Metazoa; Chordata; Lepidosauria; Squamata; Sphaerodactylidae
Gene: SRCAP
Product: Snf2 related CREBBP activator protein
Exons: 33
Coding region: 922-11412 (3496 amino acids)
Cellular component (GO): Swr1 complex
Molecular function (GO): ATP-dependent chromatin remodeler activity; ATP hydrolysis activity; DNA binding
Source: RefSeq, a predicted model, not a curated record